Molecule: messenger RNA, 1128 nt
Organism: Solanum verrucosum
Lineage: Eukaryota; Viridiplantae; Streptophyta; Magnoliopsida; Solanales; Solanaceae
Exons: 4
Coding region: 1-1128 (375 amino acids)
Source: RefSeq, a predicted model, not a curated record
AUGCCUAGUGAUAUGAUUCAAAACCCAAAGAAAAAUGAGCACUGCAUGGCUAUCACCAUGAGAAGUGGUAAAUCACUACUAAAACCUACACCUGCAAGCAUUGAGCAGGAAGAAAGUAUAGAAAGGAAUGCUGAAAAAGAGGUGGAUUUUGAAGUUCCCAUAAUUUUGGGAAGGCCAUAUUUGGCUACUAGUAGAGCAUUGGUUGAUGUGGAGAGUGGGGAGCUAAAAUUUUGGCUAAAUAAUGAAGAGGUCAAAUUCAAAGUGUGUAAGUCGAUGAAGCAACCACACGAUAUGAGUGUGCUGUCCGCGAUUGAUAUAGUUGAAGAAAGGGUCACUGAAUCAUCUAUAGAAGAAAGAUUUACUGUAGAGACACUAGUUGCAGUAAUAAUGAACUUUGAUGAGGACAAACCUACAACAAAACCAUUUAUUGAGGAACCACAUGUGCUUGAAUUGAAGCAGCUACCGGGUCAUUUGAGGUAUGUCUUUCUAGGUGAAAAUAAGACUUUGCUAGUUAUUAUGGCUGCAAAUCUUAAUGUUGAACAAGUGCAAACAUUGGUGACGGUGUUGAAAAGGUUCAAGAAAGCAAUUGGUUGGACCAUUGCUGACAUAAUUGGGAUACCUCCAGUGAAGUGUGUGCCCAAGAUAGGUGGAAUAACUGUAGUGGCGAAUGCAAAGAAUGAGUUGAUUCCGCAGAGGUCAGUUAUCGAUUGGCGAGUGUGCAUGGAUUACAGUAAAUUGAACAAGUGGACCUUGGAAGACCAUUUUCCAAUGCCUUUCAUGGACCAGAUAUUAGAUAGGUUGGUAGGAAAAGGGUGGUAUUACUUUUUGGAUGGGUACUCUGGGUACAACCAGAUUUCAAUUGCACUAGAAGAUCAGGAGAAAACCACUUUCGCAUGCCCUUAUGGUACUUUUGCGUUCAAACACAUACCAUUUGGAUUAUGUAAUGCACUUGCUACAUUUCAGCGGUGUAUGAUAUCCAUCUUUUCGGACAUAGUUGUAGACACUUUGGAGGUAUUUAUGGAUGUCUUCUCUGUGGUUGGUGACAAUGUUGAUGGUUGUUUGUUAAAUCUUAGAAGGGCACUACAGAUAUGUGAAGAGGCGAACAUAGUGCUAAACGGGAAAAAAUGA